Messenger RNA from Choloepus didactylus (southern two-toed sloth), 2432 nucleotides. It is a transcript of the gene PRCP, whose product is annotated as prolylcarboxypeptidase. Gene Ontology annotation, biological process: negative regulation of systemic arterial blood pressure; proteolysis; regulation of blood vessel endothelial cell migration. NCBI's taxonomy places the organism in Eukaryota, Metazoa, Chordata, Mammalia, Pilosa, Megalonychidae. Gene Ontology annotation, molecular function: dipeptidyl-peptidase activity; serine-type exopeptidase activity. The record is from RefSeq and is a predicted model, not a curated record. The transcript has 9 exons. Bases 406 to 1905 code for a protein of 499 amino acids.
GGCCCUAGAGGUUUUGGCGGUGACAAUCAAGGAGGGAAUAUGGGGUGACGAGACCGACAGGUGGGCUUGGAGGGAGAUGUAGGUUAAGGAUAAGAUACGGCGGUGACAUAGGAGGGGCCCCUGGGGUGAUAAAAGCAGACUUGGGGGUGAUUGCAGUGGAGGAGUGCUCCGAGGAGAGGAUGGCACGAGAGGAAGUGAAUAGUGGAGAAGGCGCCCUCGGGGACGGGGCGGCGUGGGUAGGGUGACCUGGGUUCGGGCCGCCGCUUUGAGAGGCGGAGUGGCUCUGGGUUUCCCGGGGAGGAGCCAGCCCUCGGCGGGCGGAGCUUCUGGCAGAGCCCGGCUCUGUCUGCGCGGGUCUGCGGUUCUUCCACCCUCCCACCUCCGCUGCAGCAGCCGGCCCGAGCAAUGGGGCGCUGCUCCCUCCAGCUGCUGCUGCUGCUCCUGCCCCUGCAGGCGUCUGGGGCCUCUAUCCCCCGAUCGCCGGCUCUGAGAGCUUUCGGCAGUCUACAUUUGUCAUCCAGCCCCACUUCCCGCCCCGCCGUGGCCUUGAACUACUCGAUUCGCUACUUCCCACAGAAGAUUGAUCAUUUUGGAUUUUAUACUGAUAAAACUUUUAAACAGCGGUACCUAAUUGCUGAUAAAUACUGGAAGAAAGAUAAUGGAUCAAUACUUUUCUACACUGGAAAUGAAGGGGACAUUGUCUGGUUUUGCAAUAAUACGGGGUUCAUGUGGGAUGUGGCCGAGGAACUGAAAGCUAUGUUGGUGUUUGCUGAACAUCGAUACUAUGGAGAGUCCCUACCCUUUGGUGACAGCUCAUUCAAGACUGUACACUUGAAUUUUCUGACAUCAGAGCAAGCUCUGGCUGAUUUUGCAGAGUUAAUCAGACAUUUGAAACAAACUAUCCCAGGGGCUGAAAAUCAACCUGUCAUUGCAGUAGGGGGCUCUUAUGGUGGCAUGCUCGCAGCCUGGCUCAGGAUGAAAUAUCCUCAUAUAGUAGUUGGAGCUCUUGCAGCCUCUGCCCCAAUCUGGCAGUUUGACGGUUUGGUACCUUGUGGUAUAUUUAUGGAGAUUGUAACUACAGAUUUUAAGGAAAGUGGCCCAAAUUGUGAAAAGAGCAUCCACAGGUCCUGGGAUGCCAUUAAUCAACUUGCAACUACAGGAAGUGGUUUGCAGUGGCUUUCUAAGGCCCUUCACUUAUGUAGCCCAUUAACAAAUUCUCAGGACAUCCAGAGUUUGAAAGACUGGAUCUCGGAAACCUGGGUAAACCUGGCAAUGGUGGACUACCCUUAUGAGUCUAAUUUUUUACAGCCUUUGCCUGCUUGGCCUAUGAAGGUAGUGUGCCAGCAUUUGCGAAAUCCCAAUGUAUCUGAUCAAAACCUGGUAGAAAAUAUUUUCCAAGCUCUGAAUAUAUAUUACAAUUAUUCGGGCCAGGCAAAAUGCCUGAAUAUAUCAGAGACAGCAACUAGCAGUCUGGGAUCCCUGGGUUGGAGCUAUCAGUCCUGCACAGAAAUGAUCAUGCCCUUUUGUACUAAUGGUGUUGAUGACAUGUUUGAACCUCACUCAUGGAACUUGGAGGAAUUGUCUCGUGAGUGCUUUAAACAGUGGGGUGUGAGACCAAGACCCUCCUGGAUCACUACUCUAUAUGGAGGCAGAAACAUCAGUUCACACAAGAAUAUCAUCUUCAGCAAUGGUGAACUAGAUCCCUGGUCAGGAGGUGGAGUAACCAAGGACAUCACGGACACUUUGAUUGCCAUCAACAUUCCACAGGGUGCUCAUCAUUUAGAUCUGCGCGCCAACAAUGCCUUAGAUCCCCAAUCUGUGCUGUUAGCUCGCUCCUUGGAAGUUAAACACAUGAAAGAGUGGAUCAGAGAUUUCCAUGCCAGACCAGAAAAAAAGCAGUACUGAGCAACUUGUGAUCAUUUUCAGUUUCUUCUUUUAUAUUCACAUUCCCAUUCACUUUGGUUUUCUAUAUGUAAAUAUUUUCCCUCUUUUAUCCUUAGCUAUGGUGGGGGAGGGGGAGUUGAGGUAGAAGACAGGUUGAGAUAGGUGAGAGCAGCCUUCCCAUGAGUUUAAUUUCCCAGGUCCUAGCCCUCUUUGCACCACCUCCAGGAAGAAUCUCCUCAUGACAGCUCUCACACACCAUCAGCAGCCCUAAUAACUGAAGCAGAGUCCCCGACUGCCUUUCAUAAGAAGGAGAGUCACUUCCUUUGUCUCAGCAAACAGGGAUUUCUCCUUGGUUUUGAAGUUGAAAUCUCUUUGGCCUGUUUGUCAAUCCCCAAAAAGGGAAAAGUAGAAAAUAGACAAAAAUGAUGUAAUUGCAGCUGGUAGGAAGCAUGUCUGGUGCCAAUCCAGGAAAUGGGAACCAUUUCUUUUGUACUUGAUUUAUUGACUUUGAACUGUGCUGUAAAUAAAGAAUAAAGCUGGAUCUUAUA